AGCGAUACGGAACAGUCGGGCUUGACCUGUGCCCGGGAAGGUUCAUUAUGGAUAUUAAUUUUACAGAAAACAUAACUGAUACCCGUCGAUAGUACUGGGUGUAAUUGUUUAUUAUACCCGUGGGUUUGUCUAUACACACGUGUGGUAGACAUGUAGACACUCCAGCCGACUACUGUGUUAUGAUGAGAGGGGUUUUCUCAAGAAAGUUACGUUUCAUUAGUUCAAAACAAAACCAAGGAGAGAAACAGAUAUGAUUUACGUUUGAGGAGCACACAUAUCAUAUUUACGGAAAACUUGUAAUCGUUGAUAUAUCCUGGGAUCGUUUCUUUAUUUCUUCGAAACAUUGAUAAACCCGGAACUAUCCUUUGGCUCGUGCGUCAUGCUUAGCAUUUCAACGUUAUAGAUACGGCGAAUCGGACUCCCAAGUGAAGAAGAGAUCUUAAACAACAUACCGGAAGCGGAAUCUGUUAAAUUAUCGUGAACUGUUUAAAUAUGGCCCACGACGUAGACAGCACCGGAAGUCGGCUUCUGAACGCAAUACUUAUGGGAAAAGCGAGGCAGAUAAGUUCUCUUCUCGACAAAAACGUCGACGUCGACGCAAGAGACGACGAAGGGAAAACUCCAUUGAUAUACGCCGUCUGUUGCGACAUUGAUGACGUCAGAACGCACGUUGUCCGUCUGUUGUUACGUAGUAACUGUUACAUUAACGCACAGGACAGCAGUGGUUGUACGGCACUCAUGUACGCAUGUAUGGAGGCAGAUCGUGUGGAUGUCGUUAGACUAAUCGCCAGAAACAAAUUGUGUAACCCCAAUCUUCAGGACCUGGAGGGCUAUACCGCGGCAAUGCACGCGGUGGCUGCAUCAAAUUCCCAAGGUCUCAAAACCUUGAUAAGUUCCUCUGCGACGAAAACCGUAGUAGAUUUGAAUAUAAAAAAUAAAAAUGGAAUAACCGCUCUCGAACUUGCAGUCAAACUGCAGCUGUUUGACUGUUGUAAAGUUCUGACAACAGAUGGUGUCGGGGGACGCAAUUCAAACAAUAUUCGGGAUAGAAAGGGUCUGAAUUUAAUAUUGGGACGCGAAGCAUCUGUGAUGUCACAAAAAGGUAAUUUAUUGCUUAAUCCAACCCUUCAGGUUCCUGGACUUUCGCCACGUGACGGGUAUGCUUCCCGAAAUGCAACGCCCGUCCCGAACUGGUCACGACAGAACUCAUCUUACGACCAUAAUGGAAUAGAACAUUGGCAGGGGUUUAAACAUGACAGAGUCCAUUCCUCCAGCGACAGUCCCUGGGUGGACAGUCCUAGAAGGAUUAAGCGAACUUUGACCCCAAUAUCACGAGAGGAAAAACUUGCUGUUGCUUAUCAACCAGAAUCUCCAAUGUUUGGAAACAAGAUGAGGCUACCCAGCAUUCCAAGCGGAAAGAGAUUGUGUCUAGUUUCAAAUCAAAACAGUUUUGACAUCGGUGGUAAUGGGGAGACUCUUUGAUGUUACAAAAACUUCCUUUUCUAUUAUGUCAGCAUUCCAAAGGAAUUGUCAUUGUCUCAUUGAAUGGUUUAAAAACCUCCAAAUCAACGCUUCCAGCUUCAGUACCAUAUUAUCUCUUAACAGUUUGUGUUUGUACUCAAUUUGAGUCUCUACUACAGCUUCAGUUCACGGUGUACCAGUUGGAUGUACAACAUACAUGCAUUAAUACUAUGUCAUCUAUUCACUAAAUUACUCACCGUGAAAGUUGUCCGAAUGUUUUCAAUAUAAAUUUCCGAACGUUAUCGCCGCGUGUGAGGAUACCGAGAACUCGAAGACAAGGUUUUCCGACUGCUGGAUCUAUGACAUGGAUGUACCUAUAUUCUAAUAUUUUAACACAUUAAGAUCAUCAUAACUCAGUUUCUGUAAACAACUGUUUACGUAUGACAUGAUAAACAAAGCACGUGCAAUGUGUAUAUAUAGGUGAGACAAUAUGUAAGCACAUGUAAUACACAUUACGUACUGUAUUGUAUUACGUAUAACACCACGUGUACUGUAACACCACGUGUACUGUAGAGAAGUGUAAAGUUGUAUUUAUAUGAGGGUACAGUGCAUAUUAAUCAAAUAAUACCGAAAUAAAAUUCGUCUUUUGAUUAAAAAAUUAUGUUAUUUUAG
This is a messenger RNA of Pecten maximus, 2133 nucleotides long. Its product is annotated as serine/threonine-protein phosphatase 6 regulatory ankyrin repeat subunit B-like. The record is from RefSeq and is a predicted model, not a curated record. Gene Ontology annotation, molecular function: protein binding. Lineage: Eukaryota; Metazoa; Mollusca; Bivalvia; Pectinida; Pectinidae.